Gongylonema pulchrum is the source of this 390-nucleotide messenger RNA. The record is from the annotation of a GenBank genome assembly. NCBI's taxonomy places the organism in Eukaryota, Metazoa, Nematoda, Chromadorea, Rhabditida, Gongylonematidae.
AUGCUGAACACUGAGCAGCAAUAUGAAGAGCAUGGACUUUAUCUUGAACUGGUCGGCAUGUCGAAACAACUCAACCAAGCAAGCUCAUCCAGAAAUCACAAUCUUUGCCAUCGUUUUAAAGUGAUGCUUAGGAAGCUGGUGCGAUACGGUAGUCGUUACUGUGGGGAGGUGGCGAAGUGCGUUUGUAUGGAUAUCAAUGUUCAAGCAGGUGUGCUACAGUGCAAUGCAGCGUGUGACAACUUGUUUAAGGAUAUCACAAACAUUAAGCCGAGACGCUACACAGCUUCCGGAGUGCACAGAUUAUCAUUCAGUAGUACUGCCACAGUGUUCAUCUUUCUAAGGCUGUUUUGUCUUGUUUGUGGAACAACUUGCCAAACCCGUCUUUUGUGA